This is a messenger RNA of Neodiprion virginianus, 2294 nucleotides long. Its product is annotated as amidophosphoribosyltransferase-like. The coding region runs from base 172 to 1776 and encodes 534 amino acids. The transcript is spliced from 8 exons. Gene Ontology annotation, biological process: purine nucleotide biosynthetic process; purine nucleobase biosynthetic process. Gene Ontology annotation, molecular function: amidophosphoribosyltransferase activity. The record is from RefSeq and is a predicted model, not a curated record. NCBI's taxonomy places the organism in Eukaryota, Metazoa, Arthropoda, Insecta, Hymenoptera, Diprionidae.
UAAUACGCACGACGAUGAAGGAGGUUGGCGCGAGAUGCCCCUCCACUCAAAAACUACUUCCCAUUGGUCUUUACGGAUCAUUCUAACCCACGCGAGCGCUUGGCGUGCACGUUCGUUUUGGCGCUUUGGUAACUGCAUCGUAUACGCUAAAAUUUCAAUCAUACAUUAAAUAUGUCCUGCAAUGAGCCGCAAGACGAUUGCACUAAGGCAAUGUCUAGGCUUGCUGUGCAGACUAGACAAACAAAAAGACCUCACAGUAAGGGUGAAACACGUGGACAAAAAACUUCUGGAUUAACACACGAGUGUGGUGUGUUUGGAUGCAUUGCUGCUGGGGAUUGGCCAUCACAAGUUGACGUGGCACAAGUGAUUUGUUUAGGACUUGUAGCCUUGCAGCACCGAGGUCAGGAAAGUGCCGGCAUUGUGACGAGUAAGGGCCUUUGCGCAAAAUCAUUUCAUGUCCACAAGGGAAUGGGAAUGAUUAGUAAUAUUUUCAAUGACGAAAAUAUCAGAAGAUUGCGAGGAAAUCUGGGAAUAGGUCACACGAGGUACAGUACAAGCGCGGCAAGUGAAGAAGUUAAUUGUCAGCCUUUUGUUGUUCACACAGCUCAUGGAGCACUGGCUGUUGCACACAAUGGAGAGCUUGUAAAUACGGAAUCCCUCAGAAAAAUGGUACUCAGUCGAGGAGUUGGAUUAUCCACACAUUCUGACUCAGAAUUAAUUACACAAGCAUUGUGUCUCAAUCCUCCUGAAGGCGAAAUUAGUGGACCAGACUGGCCAGCGCGGAUUAAACACCUUAUGCAAUUAGCUCCCCUAUCAUAUUCUUUGGUUAUUAUGCAUAGAGACAGAAUCUACGGAGUGAGAGAUCCGUAUGGCAAUCGACCUCUGUGCCUGGGAAAAAUUGUCCCCAUCGGUAAUCUUGCUAAUGAAUCUGAUGAUGAGGACGAGGCUGAUGGUUGGGUCAUAUCAUCCGAGUCUUGUGGCUUUCUUAGUAUUGGUGCAAGAUACGUCCGGGAAGUUUUUCCAGGGGAAAUUGUUGAAUUAACCCGUGAAGGAAUUAAAACAAUUGACAUAAUAGAACGACCGGAUAAAAAGCCACAAGCAUUUUGUAUAUUUGAAUACGUGUAUUUUGCACGGAGCGACAGUAUUUUUGAAGGUCAAAUGGUAUAUUCCGUUAGGAUGCAGUGUGGAAAAGUAUUAGCCUUGGAAUCUCCAGUAGAUGCAGACAUAGUUAGCUCAGUCCCAGAGUCAGGCACAGCAGCUGCGCACGGAUAUGCCAGACAGUCAAUGAUACCCUUUGCUGAGGUUUUGUGUAAAAACAGAUAUGUUGGUCGUACUUUCAUUCAGCCAAGCACAAGAUUGAGACAAUUAGGAGUGGCUAAGAAAUUUGGUGCACUAUCUGCAAAUGUUAAAGGAAAGAAACUUAUAUUAAUUGAUGACUCGAUUGUUAGAGGAAACACAAUUGGCCCGAUUAUCAAACUACUCCGAGAUGCUGGUGUUAAGGAGGUUCAUAUUAAAAUCGCGUCUCCACCUCUCAAAUAUCCUUGUUACAUGGGUAUCAAUAUACCGACACGAGAAGAAUUAAUCGCAAAUAAAUUGGAUAGUAUAAAAUUGGCUAAACAUGUUGGUGCAGAUAGCUUGACUUAUUUAUCAGUUAAAGGGCUUGUUCAAGCAGUUAGGCAUGGCAUGGAUAACCGAGAUUGCAGUUAUAUCGGACAUUGCACUGCAUGCUUGACGGGUGAAUAUCCGGAUGAAUUACCUGGUGACUUGGACUGGUAGACACUGGCACCGAAAAAUUACAUAUACAAUAUUUUCGACCGAUUUGAUAAAAUUCUUUGAAAGUUAUUUCGCUUCAAUAACAUUUUCCAUAAUUUGUCAAUUUCAUAAUUUACAUAUGACCAAAAAUUGAAUAAUGUUUCUCGUUUGGAUCUUUGAUACAGCAGAGCCCAGGAUUUUGAUAAUCAUUAAGCAAGCAGAUGUAACACGCUGCGUAAAAUAUAUCAUUUAGAAUGUAGAUAAAAUUGACUAUUUAAUUUAAUUGUAGAAUUAAGAAAGAUAUAUUGUCAUACUGUAGUGAUCUCAUUCGAUCUGAUUGAAUGUACUGUUUUGUAUCAAUUAUUCUGCGCUAUGAUAUUAGCAACCUUUAUGUAACAUACACAUGUUUACUAAUACAUUGUAAAUUACUUCUAGAACCAUACUUUUGUAAACUUUGUGAUUACGUUUAAUGUUACGUAAUUUGUACUCCAUAAUUUGUAUAUUACAAAAAUGAAAAAAUAUAUUACAUCAUUUGUUAAUGA